AUGCGACUUCGUCUUGGAAUUCUUAAUGAAGACAUUGCAGAACAAUUUGGAAUUUCUCCUAUUACUUCUUCUAACACAUUUACCACAUGGAUUAAACUUUUAAGCAGUGUGUUAGGUAGUGUUCUUAUUGUAUGGCUUCCACGUGAAGUCAUCAGAAAAAAUUUGCCUAUAGUAUUUAAGAAUGCAGGGUAUCGCAAGUGUUGUGUGACUACAUUUGUGAUUGAUUGCACUGAAGUUUUUACUGAACGACCAAAAUCUUUACUUGCUCAAGCUUCAACUUGGUCUGAUUAUAAACAACAUAAUACUUAUAAGUUUCUUGUUGGAAUUUCUCCUAAUGGAUUUAUCACUUUUUUAUCUGAUUGUUAUGGUGGAAGAUGUUCUGAUAAUUUUAUAACAAAAGAUAGUGGUUUUUAUGACUUAUUAGAACGUGAUGAUGAAGUCAUGGCAGAUCGUGGAUUUCAAAUCCAAGAAGAACUUUUGUUAAAAUUUUGCACUUUAAUCGUUCCUCCAGGUGCUCGUCUUAAAAGUCAAAUGAUUGCAUCUGAAUGCAAAAAAAACCAAAAAAAUAGCUAA
Hydra vulgaris (swiftwater hydra) is the source of this 573-nucleotide messenger RNA. RefSeq lists its product as uncharacterized. The record is from RefSeq and is a predicted model, not a curated record. Lineage: Eukaryota; Metazoa; Cnidaria; Hydrozoa; Anthoathecata; Hydridae.